Spirometra erinaceieuropaei is the source of this 20660-nucleotide messenger RNA. NCBI's taxonomy places the organism in Eukaryota, Metazoa, Platyhelminthes, Cestoda, Diphyllobothriidea, Diphyllobothriidae. The record is from the annotation of a GenBank genome assembly.
AUGCAUACGUUCUCCAGUUGCGCUCCGGGAAUUCACGGGCCACUGAUCCCAUACACGGUGGCAACCAGAACACGUUGGCACUGUGAUGCUGGUAGUGGUGGUGGCCGUGGUUGUGAUAUCGGUGGCGGUGUUUCUGGCUGCGGUGGUGGUGGUGGUGGUUGUGGCGGCGGUGAUAAUGAUGAUGGUGGUGGUGGUGAUGAUGAUGAUGAUGGUGGUGGUGGUGGUGGUGGUGAUGAUGAUGAUGAUGCCGCUGCUGCUGGUGCUGGUGCUGUUGCUGCUGCUUCUUCUUCUUCCUCUUCUGAUUAUGAUGAUGAUGAUGAUGAUGAUGAUGAUGAUGAUGAUGAUGAUGAUGAUGAUGAUGAUGAUGAUGAUGACGACGACGACGACGACGACGACGACGACGACGGGGACAGAGACAAUGAUGAUAUAGGCGGUUGUUUCCACAUUGGUGAGGGAAGUGGGCUGCUCUAAAUUUGCCAGCGAGAUCAAUAGAUGUCUGGUAUGCCACCAGACACAGUAGACAUGUUUAAAUAUGUUGGAGGUUCGAAAGUUGGUCCACGGCACUCAUGCCAUGUAUGUCUCCUGCUUGAGUAUUGGGUCGGUAUCGACAAUUUUUACUCUAGUGUUUGCACAAUUGCUCCAAGUCUGUUGGUUGUGUUUAGGGUGCUCGAGAGAGAGGCCGCCGGGGUCAUCGGGUAUUAUUGCUCUUGCCCACGUUGUCCCUAGCGAAGUUACCAUGUAAUUUUCGAUUGGGUGGGUCCUAGCUAUGACAACUUCGUUCUGUCGCAGUUGUAAAAGAUUUUGCGCGGUCUGGAUGUUAAAUGCAGGCCUCCCUUCCAAGACAUUAGUGUUAGGAAUCCUCUCCAUCCACUUGCCAUUGAGAAUACGUUGAGGGCAAUUUAUCUGAACUCCGUAAUUCCGUUCCGAACAGCAGCAAAGUCGAGUUCAUGUUGAAAAUAGUUCAGGAAGGCUUAGCUAUCCUUGGGGAUCUGGCUUACAAUCAACUCUUUGAUCGUGGUGCGAUAUUUCCUCGGCCUUUUUUCAUGCGCAGAGCUGUAAAGGUCACGACGGGGUUCCACAGUUUUUGCAGAAUGCACAGUGGCCCUUAGGAAGGAGUCCUUACUCCAAGUACAGAAUGCGAUGAUCGAUGGGAACUCACACGAAGCGUAUGUCUCACUAAUGUUCACAGCCGUCCAAUUUCAAGUGAGUUUGUUUGGGUAAAUCAUGGCCAUGCCUCCAAAAUCCUGUUGGACCAAAUUACUACUACCCCUGCUUUUGUAAGUGUAUAUAUUGCUUGCCUUGCUACUUAAUUUUGGGAAGUAGCUUGAAAUGAUCCUUUAUUAGUGGUAUGCGUUGCCGAAACCGCCCGUUAUGCCUUGAAGCUGCCUUGCAGGCACAUCGGUGAGUACUAUAAGCAGAAUGGCAUGAUCAACAAAGACGGGGCGACUGGAAAGUCCAUUUCUGGUUUGUUGGCCGUCGUCAGUCAGCCAUGCUCAACGCGGAGGUAUGCAGCCCCCGGAAGCCCGAACUCGUGAUUCGUUGGUCAGAAAUCGAAAGUCCUAACCAAUAAACCACGAAUUCAGUGGUUACAGUAGUCUUAGCUUGCGUUUGGCUAUCUACCUCGAAAAUUAUAUAUGUGAAAAUACCCUCGCCAAACGUGUUUGAUUGGUGACAGUGUAUGACAUUAAGCCACAGAAUACGUGGCGGCUUUGUGCCGCAAUGUAAAUGGCACUUACAGUAAGCGGGCUAACUCCUGAAAUCUGAACUGAAAUUCCUAAAUGUGUUUUGGUUUCUAGAAGAUUAAUUAACUAGGAUUUCGAAACCGAUCAUCGUGCAGCAUAAUUCUAUAAUAAUUCAAUUACCACAGGACGCCGGCUUUCGAACAAACUUCCUUUUGGCUGCAUCCAAAAGCCAUACUCCGUAAAAAAUGACUACUUAAAUAGCGAGCACUUUUUCAUUGGUUUCCGACGCCCUUAAAGAUUAAAUUAUAUUUCAUGAAAACUGCACAAAACUAUCCAUCUUUUCCACAUUCAGUAGGAAAUUGAGUCUUAUUUUAAUCUUAUACUCGAAGAAAGGGUAUAAUUUGGUUUUAUAAAACUUCCGAAUCCCGAAUAAUUUUGAACCCAACCUGCCGUUACACUUGCAUUCAGAGUCCCCAACCUACAAGCCGUAUAAUUUCCGCGCACGGAAAACUAUGCAUUUCUCUACGGUAAUAAAGGGGGUCCAUAUAGUGUUAAUAAAAGUAAGCAAUGGAGUUGAGCCACAUUGUUAACUUUACAAGCCACAUUGGUCGAUGCAGAGGCAUGAAGUUUUAUGAACGGUCAUUUCACGAUAUUAAAAAAUCUCAUAAUUCGAAACUUUCAUAAAACCGAAUUAUACUCUUUUUUCGAGUGUAAAAUGAGAAUAAGACGUAAUUUUCUACCGAAUGAGCAAGAGAAUGAAUACUUUUGUGCAUGUUUUCCAUGAAAUAUAAUUGCACCUUUAAGGGCAUCGGAAAUCAAUGAAAAAAAUGCAUGCCACUUUCGUAAUAACCUUUUGCAGAGUAUAGUUUUUGCAUGCAGCCGAAAAGAAAUUCAUUCGAAAGCCGGCAUCCUGGGGUAAAUAAAUUAUGAUAGAAUUAUGCUGCACAAUGAUUAAUUUUACAAUCUUACAUAAUUAAUCUUUUCGAAACGAGGACGCAUUUCGCAAUUUCUGUUGAUAUUUCAUGAGUUAGCCUUCUUACUGUACUUCGAAGUAUGUUGUGCAAAAUAUAAUCUUUGUAAUGUAUAAGUACGAAGUAUGACUCAAUACUUAAACAGUUCAUGGUUUAGUAGGAAUGGUUUAGUUCAGAAAUGUGUAUGUUAACAUAGAGUGAAAUUACUGAAGGUUUGCUCUACUGAUAUCUUUCUCGUAAGCACUGUGAACUGCAUUCAAAAAUGACGUUGGAAUGGUCUUGGAAAUUGUUGUGUUCACGGAAAACAGUUUAGUCUUGGAUCGUUUUCAGGUGGAGGGUGGUCGUAUUUCACUCUAACCGUCCUCGCUUCUAGCUCUCACCCGUUUUAACUCAUUAACUUGUCUUCUGGUAAAACUAAAAUGCCUGAGGUUGGGCGAACUGUUCGAGUCGUCCAUAUUCAUAAAAAGUCUAAUAAGUCAUUAAUAUCAACGGAUAAAUUUGCAUACGAAGCCGGAAACACUGCCCACAAUUCUUUUGUACUGGCUGCUCAUCCUCUGAAUGGCAGUUCGGCCAUCGAUUUUGACGAUGUCCACCGUGUGCUCGCCAGCAAGGUGAGAGCGCGGACGGGGGAUUGCGCGCGGAGCAGUUUAUACUGACAGCGGACGUACACAGCAUCUACCCCACCCCCUCCUCCCCCGCCUGUGCCCGAGUCAAAACAACUGGAAGUGGGAGAGGACGAGAUGACUGUGCUUACAGCCUCGAGCAAAGGUUAUAGUUUGUAUGCAGGUGCAUUUCUUGAUUACUCUUGUAACUUUAGUACUGCUUCGUGCAACAUGCCCCUUAAAGGUAUUCGAGUGCAGCUCUACCCGUUGGAUUUUAUCCUGACUUUCAGACUACCUUUUCAGUCUGACAACUGCAAGCCAAUUUUAUUUGCAUUUACCUUGAAAUGCUCCGCGUUAUCGCUUUCCUCCUCUCACCUCUUUUCGUUUUACGAUGACCUACGGUGGCCCAGCUGACGGCAGGGUCACACGGUUAAACGUGAUGGAAGUCUGUGGUACUCCGCGCCUCCUAGUUCUACGCCGCCUUGUCUUGCCGCCCUCCUGCCCACCUCACACUCCCUGUCGAUCCGCUGCUGUGACGCGCGAAGCUUGCCACUAGCCUCGCGAGUGCUCGAGGCCAAUCAACGCCGCCCCCUCUCUGAUUGGCUGGCGGACAUCGAGACAGAGCGAAAGGCGCGCACAUGCGCUGGGUCUGAGGAUCUCGACGGCGGACAAAAACAAGACAACUUGUAUGGAGGGACCGCUCGUGGCGACUGAUUGCAGAGCCUGUGUGUAUGCACUUCCUCAGCAGUAAAGGUUGUCCAACCCUAUCCUUCUUCGCUGAAUUCUGAUUGGAGAAUCUCUGUCCUGUCGACUGUGCCAUCCCGAGAAAUCCUCAACUUCUAACAAACAGGUCGCGAGUUCGAGCCUCGAGUGUGCCACACUUCGGUGUGAAUUAUGACUGGCUGACGACCGCUAAUAAGCCAGAAAUGGCCAUUCCAGUCUCCCUUGUCUUUGUCGGUAAUAUCAUUCUGCCUAUAUCAUGCUCCGCUGUGCGGCUGCUGGUUGGACACGAGGGAAAGCCCUAAGGUACAACGGGACGAGUGAGUUCCGUAAGAACGAUCGUUGAGCGCUCCUUACCAUUGUAUAUUCCCGAUCGAAAACCUACAGGGCAACAGGUUCGUGGCUCAGUGGUUAGAGACGUGGACUUCUAACAAACAUGUCGCGAGUUCGAGCCUCGGGUGGGCCACACUCCGGGGUUGGUUAUGACUGGCUGGCUUCUGAUUGGAGAAUCUCGGUCCUGUCGACUAUGCCAUCCCGAGAAAUCCUCAAGGUUUUGAAUUAAACCUCAAAGGUAAUUUCUCAGCUAAGUGUCACGUUUUAGCAUGUUUAGGGUGCAACCAUCUCCCAAUCUGGUGUCCUUUGAGGUUCUUUCAAAUGAAGUUUCACCUUUCCCGAACUUUGGUUUUCAGAAGACAAUGUGACGAGCGAACAUUGCUUUAGAUAACUUCUUGUCAGGCCAGUACAGUUAUAUGGGACCGGUGUACAGUGAGUGGAAAAAAUUGAUAGAAGUUAGUUUUUAAAAUACAGGCUAGGCAAGAGCGGAAGGGCGCAGAACUUCGUAAGUGGUUAGUCAACAUUUGACCACGGUAAGUGCUGAAACUGAACGAGGUUCUUCUGGGCGCGUAGGGUCGGUUUUCGUUAUCUGAUGGUGACCACUUCUGCUGUUACUAACAGGCACUGGCCCGGUAGCUGAGGGUAACUCGAGAGGACCUUGUAAAUCACACGAAAUGCCUCAGCGGGAUCCAUACGAUGCCCCGAAUGCACUGAAUGCGCAAGAAUGGCGUUGUCUAUUCUCCUAGCUUCACCUUUGCAAGCCAUGCGGGAAGGUGCUCUCGCAUUCUUUUGGAUAGACGUCGACCCGUACGACCGAUAUAACCUGCUCCAUAGGAGCAAGUGAAUGAAUAAAUGAACAUUGAGGCGAUCUGUGUUGGCAGCCAAACCUUGCCUUCUCCGCGUAAACUAGGGGUAUUAGAGAAUGAUAUGCGAACCCUUGCUGCUGGGAAGGUCGCCGAGACAGCUUGGUCAAGGCGUCUUCUUACGAGUUCACUCGCGGCGUCUCCUUGGAAAGGGACUUUGAGGAACAACGUUUUUUUCGGCGGUCAGUGUGGUGGGUUUUGUGGGUCGUUCGACAAGGUUCUUUGCAAUCAACCUUUCAGGAUACACGCCCACUUAAAACGCAUUGAUUCUCGCUUUUAGGAAGAUGUUACCAUUCAGUCCUUAUUUUGGCCGUUUAUGGGUGCUUACGCGCUCCCUACUACCCUUUUCUGCCCUUCCGUUGUCGAGGCGUCAUGUGUAGACAGCGUGAGGUUCCAAAAUCAAAAAGUAGGAUUGCCUUAGCAGGCGGGGCAGCAAUAGAUCUCCCCUGCCUACUGCCAGACGUUCAUGUUGUUAGUCCCGACGCCGAAGCGUGCAAUGUGCAUGGGAUUCGCUCACUCGGAGCCAAUCAGCAAAGGAUGCAACGUCGAUUGGCGUGGAGCUCUUGCCACACUGGUACCAAGUCGCUUGAGAAUCCGCCAUGGAAACCACGGAAGCGGACUGCCAAACCGUCAUGUUUCCUGCUUUAGUAAAAGUGCAAAUUUAACCAUGUGUUUUAGUUAGCCACUGCCGCUUCUUACUCUGUUCUGGCAAGACGACAUUUGAGAACGACCAGGCACUUCGGCGACCAAAUUCUUGUGAAUGUCGCUCACUCCCCUUGACCGAAUCUAAGCACUGCGAAGUUGCACAGUUCAAUCCGGCAGGGCUCCCACCAAACCGCUUACCGUAUCUCAGAUCAUUAGCUAUCAGUUAAGUCAUCCACUACACGAUGUUUGAUGUGAAAUGCGACCCGUUGCUUAACGUGCAUGGACCUUUUUAAAUUUCCGUUUUUUGACUGUUUUUGUUCCAGUUUUGCCAUGAUUAUUGAUGGACUGUUUUUUUAAAAAAUUCUAGAAAUUACGCUUUGAAAUAAAGCAUUUCUCUCCCCCUCUUCCCCCACUCUCGUUGGCAAUCAAAGAAGUUUUAUUGCUCACAAACGGACUGUCUCUUGCACGCAAUUAAGCAGUCCGUAGACCCUGAAUUUACCAUGAGCAAAAGUCAACUAACUUCAUGUUUGCAUGAAAGUGUGCAAAAGAAAAGACCGGAGACCCCCAUCCAUCCCACGUUUCUGGAAAUGUCUGCAGCGAGGAACUCGCUGCGAUUCUGCAAUUUCCAAUGUCACAGCAAAUCGACCAUAUAUAGUAGAUGGGCUAACUCAUGAAAUGUCAACCGAAAUUCCGAAAUGCGUCUUUGUUUCGAAAAGAUUGAUUAGGUUGGGUUGUAAAACUAGUCAUCAUGCGGCAUAGUUCUAUUAUAAUUCAGUUACCUCAGGAUGCUGGCUUUCGAAUGAAUUUGUUUCCCGCUGAUUUUUUACUGUUAACUUCGACAUCCGCCAGGGCUGUGUUGUCUUGUUAGAAUGAGUUUUUCUGCGGAGCCAAAGUAAGUAGUAGUUUGUGCCCCAGUAAUCUGAACUACGCCCAUGGAGAUGCGAUCCCGGCGACCUGCUCUGCAAAAGUGCGGCCCACAGGACUCAAAUCGGUGCAAAGGCAACUACGCGCAUGAAGUUUCGUGUCGAGUCAAUCCCUCAACACAGAUGUAGGCCAUGUUUGUGCACUCACUUUGAAGUGCCUAAUUAUGCUUUUCCCUUCAGUAGCGCCUUCAAUGGGGAGUAGUCCAGUUGGUUAGGCACGCAGCCGAUCACCUGUGACUCCAGUAGGCGCCGGGUGAAGGUGAUACGGCCAAGUGCUGCGCCGUUCAGAGGGUGAAACCGCCCAAAAGCGGCCUUGACUGAGGAUAGCGUGUAGAUGUGUAGGGGCCCUGCUCUCCGAGCGCCUGUCUCAACGCUGAGCCUCUCAUACAUGUCUGUACGUGCGCACUAGGCCUGUCUAUCAUUCGCACACCCGGCUCUCCAAUUAUCCAAUCAGAUUCAAGGUCGAGUCAGACAUGUCCUGACGCUUUGACGCAUUCCCUGACAGGCACUGGGGGCGCCGCUCACCCCGCCCCGGCGUCCCACUUCUUUUUCAAUUCGGGACGGGGCCUGAGGGUCGUGGUAGCCAUGGUCUCAUUCUUGGCCUAGCCUGUCGCGAUCAAUGAUUAACUGAAGACAUCGGUGAACGUUGCGGAGGAAGGGCAGGGGUCUUUGGUCUGCGAGGAUAGCCUGUCAGGAGUCUCCAAGUCGCCAGUGUGUUUGCUGCCAAAACUAUUUAUCGCAUUUUCAUUUUAGAAAUCGGAAUGUGCUUACUGGUCUGCGAUUUCCGAACUUUUUUUCACUUUAAAGUCAGGCGGAUAGGUAUCCGAUCACUGCUGUGUGAAUACCGACAAUGCCAAUAUUCAAAUGUUAAAUGAUUUGCCAUAAUGGUAACAAUUAAGACCUUGCCGUACUCCCGGCAUGGGUGCCAGCUAAAAGCAAUGACACUUGUUUCGCCGAUGUUUCUGCCGCAGCAUGAGUGGCCUCGAGCAUUUCGGCUUCUCAGGGCACCCUAUGAGAUUGCUGGUGUGUGAAUUCGGGAGAAAUAUAAUGCCUGUAAUGUCAAAAAUUAUUAAAUAAAGGAGACAGGGUAACGCGUCUAGAACAUAGCGUAGCCGUGAGGGGUUCGGCCCCCCAGUGAGUGCCCCGAGCGUCCCACGUGCUUUCCAGAAGAUGUUUCAGUUUUCGAUGUUGAACCUUCAGAUUCACUCAGAAAUGAAUGCAAGAACGUUUAAUAAUGUCCUCGGGACAAAUUUAUUAGGCUCCAUCUGAAAGAUCAUAUGUAUAUUUGGGCUAGACUCCGCCAGCUCCGAUGACAUAACUGCGCAAAAUUCACAUACUGCUAACAGACAGUCAGUAAAAUACGGAGGUUAGAUGGUUAACUAUAUGAGAACUGAUGCCGCCAAAUUCAGAACCUACACCAAUAUACAGUUUCCGCCUAUUUCCAACAAAGCGGCUUGAUUUAGGGCUCAUUUAGCUUUAGUGACUUAGUUCUAUCUCCCAGUAAAACUCCUCUGAUUCCAAAAGUUUUCGAAAGAGCACAUGUUGGCAAAUUGACGAAUGGUUGAACGUCAUGUUAGUGCAAAAAUUUAAAUCUUUAUGGUGCAGAAUAUAUUUGCAGAGUUGAGUUGAAGUAGGUAGGUCUUACAAAGGGUUUGACACUUUUUCAAAAUCAACGGGCUGUGAUAAAUUCAGCCAGCGUUGACUGAUGCUUAUGGGUAUAAUAUAAGCAGGCAGCAUUGCGAAUGAUAAUUUUCCCCGAAAUCAUGACAAUGUUUGGGGGCUGUAGCAGUACCCUGGACAAGAAACUGCCCAGUUCGCUUAUCUAUUCCUUCCUGUUAUCUCUCCUAGUCAUUGUUCUUUUUCUUCCUCUUGCUCUUCUUCUUCUCCGCCUCCUCCUGUUUCCUUGACUUCUCCAUGAAUCUUUCCUGCCUGUUAUUCAGUUCUUUCUUUUCUUACCCUUUCUUCCUUCUACACUUCCCCCUUUUUUUAUCAAAUCUGUCCUCUUUAAUUUGUCCACGUCUCAGUUUUACGCUAGGUCCCCUUUUCCGCUUUUGAGCGAGACGGAUAUUUUUAACUCAUCGUAGCGUGCAUAACCCAGUCGUUAUAAUAAUCGCCGUCUGCUGUCAAGUUACGUAAAAACGACCUCAGUUUGGUUAGAUGUAUUAAAUGGGUCGUUUUUAAGUAACAAAGAACUCAGAGCUUAAAAUAGGUCGUAGUACAAUUUUUCUCAUGACAGCCAUGUUAAUUAAUUGGAAAGCUAAAUUAAGCGGGAUAAGUGCCUUUGUAAAAGAUAGGGACGUUUUUGAAAUCGGCUGUCUCGUGAUCCUUUAAUAACAUAGAUAAAUUUAGACUUGCGAGUUCCUAGGACAAGACGUUUUAGCCUCUGGCUUAGUGAGGUGCCAAUCUACGAUUAGCUACAGGAGGUCCGUGAAAUCAAACGGAGAUAAGACAUUCCAUCAAACGAAUGACGCCCAUUAAAAGGAGACUUCCGACGGAUUUAAUAACCUUCGUAGUAGGCACUAAGCCUGCGUAAAUGCAAAAGUUGGUGUUUACUAGCAACAAGCGAAUCAUCACGGACGAAGCACACCGUUCACUGAAUUUGCACUUUAAACUACCCAACUUCUGAUUGAAGAGUCAGUUGACGAACAUAUGUUUUCGGUAUCUCAUCAUCAGGCCGAUUUAUUUACAUCGGUAAUGAUCAUUCUAAUUGUAGGCAGAAUAAAAAUGCGUCUAAAUUAUGUUGCAUUAUUUAGGCCUUUGCAGGCAAGUCCUUUGUGACUCCUCCGCCACGUAGCCUAUAAUUAAACUAAAAAAUCGAUACGCAUGGUGUUUAAACACCUGUGUGACAUAAUUCCACGCGUCGUGUACAGCUGAUUAGGUGCCGAGGCGCGGGCGCCCUUGCCUGUUCGACCGGGAGCACGCUUUCCCCGCAUCCUCUCGUUCAGAAUGCUUGACCUGGAUCAAUUAUGGUCGAAUUGGUGAGCUAACCCCUUCUGCUAUGCUUUAGAAUUAAAAUACUAUUAACCUGAACACUAGUUAUAUCACCGCUUUUUAAUUUCCUCAGAAAUUAUCUACGAACUUGGAGUAAAUCACAUUAUUCAAGGUCUAUAGGCACAGACGAGAAUUUUAUGCAUGAAUAUUUGGGCUGAAACCCAUCAACCAUAGCGGAUAACCGCGACAUGGUCAUUAAUUACCGACAGGUAGCUAGCUGUAUACUUUAGGGUAAGGUGAUACCAUACUAAGAGCACAGGUACUAUACAAAAGCCCAUACAUGCGUGGUUCGCCGAUAUUCUGCCGCUGCAUGGCGCAGCUGCGAGGGGUUCGGCUCGUCAAUGGGUCCCCCAGCAUUCUCCGUCCGUUUUUCUGGUAGAUACUUCAAUUUAGAAAUUGUCGCUUUUUACUUUCCUCAGAAAUUAUCUACGAAUUUGGAGUAGAUCAUUUUAUUCAAGAUCUAUAGGCACAGACCAAGAAUUCGUAGAUAAUUUUUGAGGAAAUUAAAAAGCGACAAUUUUUAAAUUGAAGUAUCAACCAGAAAAACAGACGGAGAAUGCUGGGGGACCCAUUGAUGAGCCGAACCCCUCGCAGCUGCGCCAUGCAGCGGCAAAAUAUCGGCGAACCACGCAUGUAUGGGCUUUUGGCUAGUACCUGUGCUGUUAGAAUGGUAUCACCUUACUUUAAAGUACACUAGUUAUAUCCGCAGAACUUAUAAAGUCGCUUUGAAGCUGAACCUGUUGUUUUUCACGCGGGGAAGAACGCGAACUUGAUUGUUUAAGUUCUUACAACAAAUGCUUUUUGCUCUACUCAUCUAUAGACGAUAAAUUCAUGGUUGGUCUCGGGAGUAAACUUAGAGAAAACAUGUCUGCUUCAUUCGUCGACAUUACCUAGGCUGUUAGACCUCUCUGUUUGCCAUCGGUUACGUUACUCUGUCCAGUUGCCCAGAAAGAGUACAUUCCUGCUGACGGGACCAAGGGCAGAUCCUAAUUUCGUCACUUUUUGGAAUGAGACAGAGUUGAGGAGGGGAAACUCCGUCUGAAGUUCACACCUUCAUAUCGGAUGAAAUGGAAAGUCCUUCACCGGUAAACAGGAAUACUCGUUUAUCCGAAACGGCAUGAUAAACGCUGGGGGACCUGCCGAUGAGCCGAACCCCUCGCAACUGGAUGACCUUACUGCUUCAAGGCAUCGAAACAUGUGUCCGGGUCUUAAGUUAGGCUCUUUGCUGAGACUGUCUUAAGUCGAUCUCAAUAGACAUUUAUUUUGCAGAACAAAGGUGGUAUGUAUUCAGAACUGUCAAAAUAUAAAAAAGACAUUCUGUGGAACAAAACUUAGCUGUGCUCGUGAAUUUUCCAGUUUGUCGUAUUAACGAACAAAAACCAGCUAUCCGUCGGCAUGGUCUCCGUCCUUCGUUUUUGCAUACGCACCCAAAUGUGACCAUCGAUCCAGUUGCGACCAUGAUGACCUCGUCGCCAUGGCCAGUAAGAGACGGGCGAGAGAAUUUAUCUGGGUUUUGGUAUUCAAACGCGGACCGUAUCAACUUCCAAAUCGACCUGGGCGCUUAUUACGAGGCUCUUUAAAUACUUCUCACUGAUAUCCCCGCACCCAGGCCAAAUCAAGGAAUGCUAAUUCAGUCGCCUACGGUCUCAUUGGUCAGCUAUCCCCCUCCGUCUCUAGCACACUGAGUCGUAGUCGUACUCCUCUCACGCACCAGUGCCCUCUAUUGUCCCUGUGACCCCAAAUGCUCUAGUGUGGUCGUCACACCUCUCCAUUAUUCAUUUUGUCAAACGAAGGAUUCAUGUCAUCAGUUUGAAAAUCCACCAGUUCAACUCGAAUUUUUCCGAAGGGCCUCCUCUUCUUUACAUAAUUAUGAACUACUGGACGUCUGUUGGCAGCUUUUAAGUACCACACUGUUGGUCCGUCAAUGAUGAAAUUCGACUUCGAGCCGAAUCUGGAAAGGAUAGUUCCAAAAACUUCUCUUUAAGUUCAACCAUGAAUGUCUUAAAAGUGUCUUGAAAAUACCAGUAAAACGACUGUCCUUUCUAAGAACUGAAAUUUAUUAUAAAAGCCAGUUAAUUCAAGUAUUCUGUUGCAUAUAAAGAGUUUUGCUACACUUUUGCCGUAAAGGUAUGUUGGUUGGAAUAAGGAUAGGCCAGUGAUCACAAUAAUCAUGGUUUUAGAAGUUUCGAUAUAAAUGUGGCAGUCAUCGAUACUUCACUUAUGUGACACCACCUAAAAACCUUAGACAGUCGGUAGAUGGCGUGCGUAAAAAAUUAACAAAGUAGUCAUCUUGACCGUCCGUAUUUCUGGUUAUGACCAUCGUGCAUAGCUUUCUUUUAUUUGCCGAAUUUUUCACAGAUCUAAAGGGACUGGCAGGUACUGCUGGAUGGGUUGUGUUUUUAUUAUGUUCCCGUACAGAUCAGAAUCGUUGUCAGUUAGUGGCAUUUCAUCCCGAAUGUAGUCUUGCGAAGAGUUUAAAAUGGUGAAUGAGGCAGGCUCGAUGAUCUUAGCUUGCCAAAAGGGGUCGGACCGCAGACAACUUUAGUAGGGGGAUAUCUGAUUUACGAAUAACACGACUAGUAGCUAUCAAGCCAUAUGUUAAGACCAGGCAUACAAACACUAAGGAAACCGGAAAAUCUGUAGGAGCUACCGCAAAAUCUGUUAGCACGGAUGGCAAGAUAUGUCUUCCGUGCUACUCAGUCGCCUGAACGACAGUUCGACCGUCGUCGCCGACGAUGUUUACCAUGUGCCCUAUAGUAAGGUGAAGCAGGCAUGGCGACUUGUGCGUGAUUUAGUUUAUAAUGGUAGUAGACGUGCCCAGCAUAUACCACACUCUCCCCUCCUCCCCCCCCCUAUCUUGGCCUGGUAUCAGGACAGAGUCAAGAAGACCGGAGGCCUUCAGCUCAGUUGCAUUUGAAUGAUUCUGAACGAAGACUAGAAGGAGAGUAUUCCGGACAGUAAUGUUCUAGAAAGAAGCACAGUGCUUAGUAUGUAUUGCUGUAUUGAGGCAAGUACAGCUGCGCUGGAGCAACCAGAUAGUGAAUUUAAAUGACGAGCAGCUGCCAAAGAGGCUGCUCAGUGGCGACGCCACCACGGGUGCUGGCAGACAAGGCGAAGAAGAACGGCCGCACAAGAUCACUCCGAGGGCAUCUCUGAAGAAUCUUCUCAUCACCCAAGAGACCUUGGCUGACUUCACGCAGGUGCACUGCAAUUAAAACAGGAACAGCAGUUUCCAAAGUCGGCCGAGCAACGAAGAACAAGGCGAGGCAGGAGUCAUGCAGGACAGUAAUGGUGUGGACCAACUUUGCAAAUGCCCGACACCUGUCAGUAUGUCUGCAUUGGCAUCUGACGCACAGGACGUGGAUUGGCCCCGCUGGGCACCUCAGAAUCCCCUGCAAUGUAACACAAAAGUCAAUCUCAAGUACCCAAAGUCACUGCCAUCAUCAUCAUUACCUUCAUCAACAUCUUCACUAGAGACAACUCUCUCACCGAUCCUGACUGCUAUAUCGUGUUUCAAUUCCAGCUUGUCCUAAAUGGACAUCUUCGUGGCCAUUGUCGGGGAUACGAGCGCGACACAAAGGACAGCCAUAAACGCCUUCCCCAAUCGCCAUUAAUUCGGAUAAGUGUUGACUUGUUGCCAUCGCUACGGCGAAUUUCGGUUAUGCGUCAAUCUAGUAGAACAUCCACAGAUACAUUGAAACAUAACUAAAGAGCCAGUGACUUGAGCACUGGUCAACAUCCAUCAAGCGCACCCAUCAUUCUGACACCGUCUCAGGAUAUUCAGACACUACAGAAACCCAUUCGGCCAUAGGCACAUACACGAAAACAUCUACUAAAGCAGCACAGCCGAGGGUUGUUGAUAACACCUGAAGUGAUCAGGCGUGGUGACCAAGCGGCCAGGCGGAGUGAGUGCGUGCAGUCUGAGCAUUACCAUCGUCGGAUCAGAUCCCAAGUUGUAAGGAGAGACGGCAGAGGGGACCAGAAUGAGGGGUUUAUUGUGCACAGAACCCGGAGUUGUCCUCCCAGGCGACAGUGACCACUGGCGAAGCCAGGGCUGGUGUUGACUGCGUCCAGUCAUGCCUGAGUGUCUCUGGGAUAGUGGUGGCAGCCGCUUUUGUGGGCUCGUGGGCCAAGCUCAAGUGGUGUCCAGUCAGUGUGUGUGACAUUUGCCGAGGGGUGGUGUCCCUGUGGCUUGUUUUGCUGGUUGCAGGGGGUGGCGCGUUCAAGUGGCCGCAUGGGCAUCUGCGACUGCACAGAGGCAGGUAUGCCCGAGCUGUUGGUCGUGUGACUUCGGGUCAGGUCGUCUGGGACGGUCCGCUGAAAGGGGUGAAUGACCUUGAGGCAGCGAGGCCUUGAACAAUGACGCCAGACCAGUUACGAUGGCUGCCCGUUACACACCUAUCUCCCCCCCCCCUCCACGCACACGCACACAUGUCCGUGUCAUAAAAACUUAUUUCGUCGCACGCACGCACAUUUCGAUUCUCAGCAAAGCAUCGCACAUCACUCAGUAAGGAAGGGAGGGGCAAUGUACACAUUUCAGUUGUAUGAGCGAUGUGCCUUUCGUGAGGACUGACUGACCAGCUCGUGUGUGUACGCGCAGAAGGAGGAUUUUUUGGCCACGUUAGACGCUGCUCCAAAUCUCAUUACCAGGUUGACAACAGACCAGGACAGGCCGCUAGUUCAUGAGAGAGGAAGUAAGGAAGUGAGGCCAUUUACGUUAUACCAACCCGCAUGAUAAAUCUGCGCUCUGCUCACUAUAAGCAAUUCGAGGCAGUUUACAGUUUGACCGUCGUUUCCGACGAUUUUUGCCAUGUGCCACACAAGAGGAUGGGAGCAGAGAUGGUGACUUGCGCAUAGGUUCGUUGAUAGCGAUAGCAGACUUGCGUGACAUCUAUCGCACUCUCCUCACUUUCAUGACAAAGCCAAGAAGAAGGGUGGCAGGAGAGGGCGCAGCGGGCUGGUAAGACAAAAACCCGUGCCUAGGCGUACCUCCACAACCCCUGAACUACGCAUAAACGGCCAGGAUUUCACGCAGCACGAAGGGGCGGGGGGGGGGGAUCGCACCCCAACUGAUCAGGAGGAUCCUAAAGGCCACAUCAAGAAGGAACCGUUGUAGCCUGACUCUCAGAUCACCAGCUGACCACUCUGCUAAAACGGAGAGACGAGUUGUUUGGCUUUGUCAGUCACUGUGUCCAUAGCCGCCUCCUGUCGUUUUGACUCCGCCUUGGUAUUCAACACGGUAGAUUAGAUAAGAGAGGGAGAGAGGUAGAUUUAGCACAGGCUUGCCUCACCGCAACUAAAUUCAUGCUUAAGCCACUGUCACGCCCACCUCGGGAUGAACGUCGUUGCAUAUGAAGUUUGAAUGGUCGCUUAGCGAAUCAGCCUAUUCAGUCAGGAAGGAAGCAUAAUGUCCUGCGCUUCCGGUCGGUCACUUAAAUCCCCCAUCAAAGGUGUGGGAAAAGGGAUAGAACAAACAAUGUAAAUAUUCAAUUUGGCCAGUAAAACUCGUCUAGGGUCCCUGCUAGUGGCUACAAUACACUUGACAGCGGACGAUAAUUAGGGGCUCAGCCUAUUUUCUAUAGGCUUGCUGCGAAUAGCUGGAUAGGUCGGUCAAGCUCGAUGCACCGGUCGGUCGAUUUGUGACUGGACUCGAACGUUUCCAUUAUCUCACGUGUUUCCUGGUGUCAGUCUCAGUGGCAGAUUUUUUAACAGUCAGACAGAAGCCAGGAAAGUGAAUAGGUUCUCUUUUUGUGUUCACUCACCCUGGUCUGCAAUUGUAGCAAUCGGUGCCCAAGAUGCAAACCAUAACGCAAAAUGAUCGCUCACGUUAUGUUGGACCGUGAUGUGCUUGAAUUUUCCAUGGCGGACAGUUGCCUAAAGUCUCGAAAAUAUCUUUCUCCAUAUCCUCACAAGAAGGCGUCUCUACGGCACCUUCCUUCUCAUCCACGCUUACUGUGUCGUUUUUUCCUUCCAGUCUCCUGGAUACCUAUGACAAAUCUGAAGACGCAGAGGAAGAGGAGGAGGAGGGGGACUUCGACAAACCAGAAACAUGCAGCGACACAACCCUCGCUGAAGGCUGUGAAACCUCCUUAGUGGCAACAUUGAAGAAAACAUUGGAUGAUGAACCAUUUAUUUCAAAAACCUCGACCAACUCCGUGGACGAUGUGGCUCAGCCGGUGGAGUUUCCUACUCCCAGCGUCUACUCCCUUUUUUCUCCCCCUCCCCCUCCUCCCACAGAGAGACCCAACAAAGUCAAGGCCACUGGACUGUCACGGGAGGAGGCCCUUGUGAGGCUUAUUGAGAGAACUCGCUAUCCGAUUAUGCAGGAAAAUGGCCAGAGACGGUACGGUCCGCCACCGGACUGGGUGGGACCUCCGCCGGCAAGGGGUUGUGAGAUAUUCAUCGGGAAGAUUCCUCGGGACUGCUUCGAGGAUGAACUGGUGCCGGUCUUUGAGAGCGUCGGCAAGAUCUACAUGUUCCGUCUGAUGAUGGACUUCAGCGGUUGCAACCGUGGGUAUGGUUUCUGCAUCUACACCAAUCGAGAGGACACGCGGCGCGCUGUCAGCAAACUGGAUGCCUAUGAGAUUAGAAAGUCGAAGCCGCUGGGGGUCUGCUUCUCUGUGGACAACUGCAGACUCUUCGUCGGCGGCAUUCCCAAGACGAGGACCAAGGAGGAGAUCCUGCGUGAAAUGAAGAAGGCCACGGAGGGCGUCAAGGACGUCAUCGUCUACCCGAGUGUUGUGGACAAAACGAAGAAUCGGGGAUUCGCGUUUGUCGAGUAUGAGAGCCAUAAGGCUGCGGCAAUGGCACGGAGGAAGCUGAUUCCUGGACGAAUUCACCUCUGGGGCCAUCAAGUGGCUGUGGAUUGGGCUGAGCCCGAACGGGAGGUAGAUGAAGACGUCAUGUCAAAGGUAGCAAUGAGACUCAUUUUCAUCAUUUUUCGCCCAAAUUAACGAAGCACAGAUAGGGGGUUUUCGGCAAGCGCAUGAUUUAUGGCGGGGAUUACUUAAUCCGGGGAGCAAUUGUGCGAUAUCUAUUUGCACGUGCUGGAGAAAGAAAUAAGAUCUCGCAGUGGCUGUUACGUGACUGCCAAGGGGCAUUAAAUUCAACUACUAUUAUCAUUGAAUGGCAAAAAUAGUGUCCCUUCUUAAUUAGUGACAAUAUGGAGGAUCACAAUUUAUGAUAGCACAAAGUUCUUAUAUUUUCAGAUUUUUUGCUCAGCGUAAAUGAUCCCCGGAGUAAGAAACCCCAGCCAUAAACCAUACAGUCGCCGCCCUUGCCUAGAAGGCAGAAGUAUGUAUUUAUUAAAGUCAAGCAAGACGUAUUGCAACAAGACCAAGUAGUAAUGUUUAUCACAAACCAUCGGUAAAAAAACUAAAUAGACGCACAUGAAGAAGACCGUUUGGCAACUUGUGUUUGCUUUUAAUAAAUUCUCAUCGAAUUCGUACAUCUAUAUUAUUAUGAGGUUAGUUGAAACACAUAGAUAGGCGGGGGAAAUAAGCACAUGUGAAUUAAGGCGAAUGUUCGCAUUCUAGGUGGGGGAGAAGAAUGCUUUUUGAUCGCCGGAACAAUUUUUUGAUUCGUCUGAGCCUGUGAAUUCGUACAGGAGACAAUAUUCAGAGAUUAGAGCAGUAACAGAACAAGCAACAGUCAUAGAGGAUAUGAACCAAUCAGACAUCAGUGACGCCAGUCUGGAGGUGACUGAGUAGGGUUCUGUAUGCCGGCGCCAGAUCGAUGCAUCGACUAAUUGCGUCCCCAUUCGAGGCCCAGGACACAAUCAACUUAUGACUUGUCUUGCUUCUGUGUGGGCUGAAAAAGUAAACUCGUGACCCGCUGCGUGGGUGGGGCCAGCCACUUUGUAGUAAUUGGUCACCCCGUUUUUGCUCUAUUUGUCUUUCGGAGCUAGGGUUGUCUAGAUGAAACCAAAGUCAGCGAAAGUCUCCGUCAAAUUCUCGUUUUAAUAGUUAGGUCAGCCUUUAACGGGAAGAGGUUAUUUUCAGUCCAUUUAAGGUAUUUCUUAUACCAAAAUAAAUGAAUACUUUGGUUCAAUGGGGCUUCCUUGCAUACUCACUGGACUGUUGUUCUACUGGUUGAAAGGUGCGAAUUCUGUACGUGCGCAAUCUAAUGCUCGACACCACCGAGGAGACGCUUCGGGAACAGUUCAAUUUGGCUGCAGGCUCUAAGAACGCCGUUGAAAGAGUGAAGAAGAUGAAGGACUACGCCUUCAUCCACUUUCGCGAUCGCGUGUUGGCUGCCAAUUCACUCGCCAGAAUGGAUGGUACGUGCAGUAUGCUGUUUUGCUUUUAGCUGUCUUUGUUGGCUGUAGAUGCAUCAGGUACUCUGAAACUGGUAAUUGCUCGACGGCGUGUGGCUGUGAGUAAGUUAAACAGUCUUGGGGCUCCUGGGGCCAUCAGAAUCGGUGAAACAUUUUGGCAUAGUUCAGUUCAAUUGAGAGCAAGCGGAAAUGGCUUUUAGGACUCCACUGAAAACUGCACUAAACGGUAUUUCAAAGAGGUCUGUAAGUCCACGUAACGCUCAUGAAAAAUGUUGGGCUUUUUCAGCAUGAGAAUCUUAGAUAAUCGUGUGGCGUUUCAUGGUUUUAAUAGGGUCUGUAAGUGACAAUGUCCCCGAAUAUUAUCAUUUACGCCGUAUAGUUCUAAACUUCCUGGUAAGAUGAGCACAGUGUGGAAAUGUUUGCCAAUAACCGUGGAAUGCAUCUCAUUAUACCAAAACCCCAACUGACGUAAUUAAAGCGGAACAGGCUAAUGACUAUAUCUAACACACACUUGCAAAUUUUCUCGGAUUUGAGUACGCUAAAAGCCUAGUCCCUGUGAUUUUCAUUGCAAAUGAUGAGACGAUACAUGGGUUAGGGUACGCCCCACUAUCCUUUCCACUGAUAGAGUUUCUUCGAAAAUAGGAUGAAUUUCAAUAGCUUGCACCAAUACCGAGCCACCGAAUGAUCAGGUAUUUUUCUCGUUUACUGCCCAGUUGUUCUAUUUGCCUUAUGACUUGUAGAUGGGUUUUGUAUAACACUCUGUGUUUUCUCCAGAACUAAUCUCCAAUUUUGUCACCCCCUAAUACUUCCUGUACCUACGCACACAUGCUAAAAAGACCAGUAACCAUGCCACUACCGAGUAUCGAGCUGACUUUCUCACAGAAAUGUCCCGUUUCAAAUUUACAAACAUAAAAUGGAAUUUGUUUUUUGAUAAUGCUGACAGCAGGAUGUCUGAAGUCCGGUUGUGCGGAUUUCGCAUUUCUCGCGGUCUUCAGCCUCAAAGGGGAGUUUUGAAUCGGCUGAUUUACAUACCAUGAUAUGUUUACCCAAUACGUAAAAGAGUACAGCCGCAUGAAUUUGACGACCUUCGAUCUGCAGCGCAAGAAGCAUAUAAUGUAGUCUGAGAAGCUAUUCUGUCGGGAUUAAAAUCUCAUUACCGAUUCCGAGAAGACCGGCAAUGCGUUAGACACUCGGCACGAUCCGUACUUUCAAGAAGUGGAACCUCUGAUUAGAUGUGUUAUGGAGAGCGCAAGCGGCGUGGAGUCACGGCCUAAGGCGAAAGGAAGACAGACUGUUAUUACCGACGAAUGUCAGUAAUAACAUUCCGCCUAUAUCAUGCGCGGCUGUGCGGCUGCUGGUUGGGCUCGAGAAAGAGAGCCCGUAAGGCACAACGGAACGAGUGAGUUCCGUAACAACGAUCGGUGAGCGCCCCCUACCAUUGCGAAAGGAAGACUCGACCACGCGUUGAACAGAGGACCCAGUCGGCGGCGUGAUACACGCGUGAAAUUAGACAGCCGACCGGUAUGCACUACAGCGCCGGGUACACGUGCGGUGGCUGUGCUCACGCGUGCGGCCCAAUCAAUGGCUGAUCGAACAUUCGAUACGUUUCCGCGGGAGGACUGUCGCGCACGCGGUGGCCAAUCAAUGACCAGCACGCUCCGGGCAGGAACACUCUGGAACGCUCUCAGCGGCUGACACGCAAUUGGCCGGAAUGUUCCAGAACGCACAGGGGCCAACAUAAAUAUGGCGUCUUUCUGGCGACUAGUAACUCCUCUUGUUUGCAGGGUGUCAAUAAAAUGCUUGUUCUCCGAACCGGCUCUCUUUCCGUUCAACCAUCCUUUCGGGUCAUAACAAUAUGCGACCGUGGUUACUUAUAGAGUUCCAGGCUCAUAACCAGGGCUUAUGCUGUUCGACUACAUCUCGCUUAGGCGUUUCCUGACUGUACUAUUUCUCUAAAUAUAGCUGCUUUUUUUCUGAAAAUGCCGCGAAUUUUUGAAGCAACACAGGGGUAAAGACGAGGCUUAUUUACCUGUUUCAUAUCCAGGAUCCAUCUUGGAUGGAUCGCGAAUCGAAGUUAACUGGGCCAAGCCCGCAGACAAGUCUGAGGGCCUUCGCAUUCAGCGAUCAGACACUAUAACAGGAAACGUGAACCGGAAUGUCGAAGAGAAUCUCCUCAUGAACCUCCUCAACCUCUCCAUGAAGCCGCAGUCGUCUAUAACUGCCCGCGGCAAUCAGUCCGUUCAGAUGGUUGGAACCUGUCUGCCAACCACUGUGGCAAACUUGGCCUUACCAAUUGCUGCAGAUGGUAGUUCCAUUCUGCAGGCAAGUUUUGCGCCUACAAUGCUCACCAAUGCCAGCACGCUUCAACGGACGGGGGCGUUUGCAGGACAUGGGCUUCGUGCUGGUGAAACGGAUCCAAACUCUGUGAACUUCCUUAACAAGCUCCUGAUGACACAGUUACAGGGUAGGAUAAACAAUGAGCAAAACGAGAGACGCAUCCGGGAGGCUUUCAUCGUUUCGCAAAUUCUUAACGGCUCGAAACAGCAGACCACAAGGACGCAGCCAGUGAUACCAUCUGCCGCAAAAUAUCAGCUGGGCAAUCCGAACGAUGUGACGUCGCCGCUGGACAGAGAAAUGCCACCAAAACUGAUGUGA